This is a messenger RNA of Monodelphis domestica (gray short-tailed opossum), 5779 nucleotides long. NCBI's taxonomy places the organism in Eukaryota, Metazoa, Chordata, Mammalia, Didelphimorphia, Didelphidae. The record is from RefSeq and is a predicted model, not a curated record.
UGGAGAAGCCUAGACCGGAAGUGCCGCCCUAGCCGCCGGCCUCCCGCCCGCCCCUAGGUGCCUCCGGGCCCUAAAAAGACCCGAAAACUCUGGUCCAGCCCCACGUUCGGCUGCUGUCCGUUCCGACCCAGUCCCUUAGGCGAAAUGAUGUUAUCCGAGCAAGCCCAGAAGUGGUUUCCAACUCAUGUGCAGGUCACCGUGCUUCAAGCCAAAGAUCUGAAGCCAAAAGGCAAAAGUGGCACCAAUGACACAUACACUAUUAUUCAACUGGGCAAAGAAAAAUACUCUACUUCUGUAGCAGAGAAAACCCUAGAUCCAGUGUGGAAAGAAGAGGCUUCAUUUGAGCUACCUGGAUUGCUAAUGCAGGGGAAUCCAGAGAAAUAUAUUCUUUUCCUGAUAGUCAUGCACAGGUCUUUGGUGGGUCUGGAUAAAUUCUUGGGGCAGGUGGCAAUCAGUCUGAAUGACAUCUUUGAGGACAAACAGAGAAGGAAAACAGAGUGGUUUAGGUUAGAAUCCAAACAAGGGAAAAGAGCCAAAGACAGAGGACAAAUAAAGGUCAACAUUCAGUUUAUGAGAAACAAUAUGACAGCCAGUAUGUUUGACCUGUCAAUGAAGGAUAAAACAAGAUCUCCUUUUGCAAAACUAAAAGAUAAAAUGAAAGGAAGAAAGAAUGAUGGGACAUUUUCUGAUACAUCUUCAGCAAUCAUUCCAAGUACUCAUAUACCUGAUGCUAACACUGAACUUUCAAGUAGUGAAAUACAGAUGAAAUCCAAACCAAAAAAGCCUUUUCUUUUGGGACCUCAGCGACUCUCUUCAGCUCAUUCAAUGUCUGAUUUAACUGCAUCACAUGUUUCUUCAGAGAAAUUGAAGACUGCCACCAUUGGUCAUACACAUCUUUUCAGGCGCCAUUUGGAUUCUUUUGAAUCUCUUGAGGAAGGUGGAAGUCUCAAAUCUCCACAUAGAAGAACAUUAAAUGCUGAUACUUCUAAAAUCAACCAACCUGACAGCAUAGUUGAUGAAGGUGAAUCGUUUUUUGGAACACAAAAUGACCCAUUUACAAAUGUGACUGCUUCAUUACCCCAAAAAUUUGCAACACUGCCAAGAAAGAAAAAUCCAUUUGAAGAAAGCAGUGAAUCAUGGGACAGUGGUGUGAGUUUAUUUUCAAAAUCAGUUGAUGUUAAAAAAGAAAAUAAAAGAGAGAAAAGAGAGAAAGUUAGUCUUUUUGAAAGAGUGACUGGGAAAAAAGAUAGCAGGAGGUCUGACAAACUUAGCAAUGGGGGAUCGGAUAGUUCUUGUGACUUGAAAUCACCUAAUGCAUUUGGUGAAAAUCGUCAGGAUUAUUUUGAAUAUGAAUCUACCAACCCAUUUUCAACAAACUUCAGGACUACAAACAUGAUGCCAUCUUCUAGUUUUCAUAUGAAACCAACAAGCAGUGAAGAUCUCAGGAAAAUAUUGGAUAGCAAUCCUUUUGAUGCCACUGCAGGGUAUCGAAGUCUUACCUAUGAAGAAGUAAUACAAGAACUUGUGAAACACAAAGAACUACUUAAAAGGAAAGACACUCAUAUCCGUGAACUUGAGGACUACAUUGACAAUCUUCUUGUAAGAGUAAUGGAAGAAACUCCAAGUAUUCUCAGAGUGCCAUAUGAACCUUCAAGAAAAGCUGGCAAAUUUUCCAAGAGUUAAUAAGCCAAUAAUACUGCAUUUUGUACUUUUAAAAAUGCUAGUUGAAGAUACUGCACAACAGGUUUAAUUUUUUUGUUAACUUUUCAAAAAUCAUUUUAAAUUUAAAUAUUCUUGGGGAUUGCCAAAAAGUGUUAUCUGUGAAGUGAGCCAAAUAAUUUUAAAAUUUUAAAGUAAAAAAGGAUAGCAUCUCUAGGGUGUGGAACUUUUCCCUGGGUAUAAAUUAGACCUUCUAACCCUACUUCCUUACUUCCUGAUUAAUCCAUAGGCAUGAACGUUUACUUUAGUAAAUAUUCAUCUUCCAAAAUGUCUGUCUAUUGGUGAGAUUUUUUUUAUUAUUCAGAUCUUGCCCUCUGGAAUGUGAUAACAUUUUUUGAUUUUUCAGAAUUCAAUUUGAGGGUAAUAUGUAGUCACAGAACUACUUUUACAUAUAUGUACCACUAAGCUUUUUAUAUUUGUAAUUGGUACUUUUUAAGGCUCAUUUCCCAUGUCCUUUAUUUGGUUGUGUGAAUGUGUUUUAUUUAUUGGUGCAAAAUAAAUGAAUUUUUAUUAGUAUUAGUGUUUAUGCAGAGGCUGUUUUAAAUGAAUGCAAACCAUGUGAGAUACUUGGUUUGAGAGUGAACUGCAAUGUAAUUUAAUACUCUGAUAUCCAUUCCUGAUACUCAUUGGAAGUAAUGACCCCAAAGUUGUAGAAAGAGUGUCAUAUAGAAGUAGUUUUGAGAAUAUUUUAGGACAUUUCAACUUCAAGAUGUUAGUUAUUUGUUGGAACUCUUUUUUAUCCUAAAAUUUAGGAUUUGUAUAUAAACUAAAGUUGGUAAUGAAAAAUAUGUGGAAGGUUUUUUUUUUGGUAAAGAUAUUGCAUGCCUUUACAAUAUGAAUAAAUUGUUAAAAAGAAAAAUGUCAGGUUUCAAAGAAAAUUGGAGGAAUAGGAAAGAUGUAGUCAAAUACUUGAAGAAUUUAUAAUAGUAGGACACAAGAUGUUUAGAAAUGGGCUCUGUUGUAAGAAUAUCGACAAAAGCAAAAUACAUUUUAAACAUUAAGAGUUUCAGGUUGUGUAAUUUUAAACCUUAAACCUAAAAAAAGACUAGAUCAAGGGAUUGUGAGUUUUUAGUGCAUGUCUUUACUCAAAGAAUAAUAUAUGCUUCAAUUUCUUGAAGGUUCUUCAAUUAGUAAGGUGAUUUUUUUUUCUGAUAAAUUUUUUACCCCUCUAGAAAGCAUGUUUAGUUACUUCUAUAGGGCAUUUUUUGAUAUUGUGAAAUGCAUGUGAAAUUAUCCCAUCAUUUCAAAUGGAAAUGCCGUGGUAAAAGAAAAAAAAAUUUGUUUUGUUUAUAAUUUACCCUUCAGCGACUUUAAAGGAAUUAAUACAGUGAUAAAUUAAGAAAAGAAGCUUUGUCUUCCUAAUGUUAAGAAGUUCAUUUCAGUUUGGGAAAUGUCUUCUGCACCCUCUUGUCCCUGUUCUUUAAUUAUCUUUGUAAUUUUUCUGACACAGCUCAACUUCACAAAAAUAUAUAUAAUAAAGUUGAUGUGAUUCAUUAAAGAAGCAGGAUAAAUGACUUCUUUUUAAUAGUACAGUAUUUAGAAUUACUUUUUUGAUCAUUUUCAUAUUUGGGGUCAGAGGAUAUUGAGUGUACUUAUCUAAAGGAUCUGGUCCUUUAUUCACAGUAUUUACUUAUUUCUCCUAAGAGAAUAUCAUUUUAAAAUUCUGAAGUAAUUUUCCUAAGUAUUGUUUAGUUCAUUUUCUAAAAUUAGGAAAAUAGAAAUUGGAAAUUGUUAUUGCCAGUUUUUUUUCCAACUUACUAUGUUUAGUGUUUAGUAUCUACAGUGAAUAUACCUCAAAUACCAUUGUGUGAUUUUUCAUUUUAAAUUUGAGAUCUUGAAAAAAAUAUUUUUCAAUCUGGUGCCAAAGGUUAUGGUUUGUAACAAUAUGAUCCACUUAGAUUUAAAAAAGCAUUUCUUAAAUCUUUUUUUUAAAAGAUCAAAAUAUAAAGUUGGGAAUUGCUAAUUUUUCCCAUGAAGAUUCUUAGAUAUUUUAGUGUACUCUGGCCAAAUAUACUUUCAUAUAAAUAUUUAUUUUUGUCAGGGGUACCUACAUAUUUCAUAUUAAUAAAUAUGAUACAAUCAAAUAUACUUUAAAGGAGAAGAUAAUUCCAUGCAUAAAGAAUCAAGAAACAAUAAUGCAAAAUCAAUAAGCUGUUCAUUUUCCUUUUAAGCCAAAAUGAGUAUUAUAUUAAAACUUCAUUUUAGUUGCACUUAGUUCCACCUGAAACAAUUUCAAAUUAUUAGUUACCAUCACUUAAACAUAACUUAGAGCUGAAUGUUGUUUUCAUUAUAAUUACAUUAUAAUCAAUGUAAUUAAAAGAAGGAAAAAAUUUCUCUUCACAUUUUGUUUACAAAUAGCAAAUAUCUUUAAUCUAGCCUUGGUUGAAAGUAGAAACAAAACUGUCUUCAAUUUCUAGACACUUGAUUAUGCCUUUUUUUUUUUAGGUUAGUAGUUUAGAAAUGAGGGUAAAAUUCAUGAGUUUAUUAAUAGAAAGUAUGAUACUUGUAUAAACACUUUUUUUCUUCUUUGGGCUGAAACACAUCUAUAUUCUCAAAAGUUUUUAAUUGAUCUUUUAAUCAUAAAACCAUUUAUAUAGUAUAUCUCAAAAGUGUUAAAAGCUGAGAAACUUUUAUUGUAUAAAUUUAGAAAUUCAAUUUUAUAAAAUCACUUCUAUGUGUACACAUUUCAUUUCAGUAUUAAUGAUGAUAAUAAUGAAAAUACUUGCCUAGAAGUGAUUCUUUUAACUCUUAUUAAUGGGACAAAUUCCAGGGUCUUAUCUUAGAAUUUUAAAAAAUAUGGUAACUUAUUACGAAUUUGUGAAGAAUGUAUAACAUUUAGAUAUUACUUUUUGCUGCUAUAUUUUAUAUUGAGCUUUUUUGAGGUCAUCUUUGCAUGCAUGAAUGAAUGUAGCAUUCAUUAUCCAUAGAUUAUCCAUAACUACAUCUAUUGCUUUUGGCUGAAAAUCAAACUCUCAUUGUAAUUUUCCAUCUGUGAAAAUGUUGCCUUGUUCUAGAAAAGGUUUCUUGAAUGGAAACCUAAGUAAAACUAAGUUCAUCAGUGAAUGACAUGCUUUUUUCACAUGUACUUCCUCCCUUAAUUCCCUAAAGGAAAGUGCAUUUUCUUUAACUUGGAGAAUCUUAAAAGAAACAAGAACUGCUCUCUUUAAUAUAUCUACAGUAACUUGUACCAGAGGUUUUAUUUUCUUCUACACAUUUUAAGAAAGAGCCAGUCUUGGAUUUGUAAAUCACACUGAAACUUUUUGAUGUUCAUGUACUCAUACAUCUUGUGGAUAUGCUAGGUGUAACUUGUGUAUGUUAAAAUGAACUUUAAAAGCAUGUUGAUUCACUUACUCUCUUUGAAGUAAGAGGUGAAGGAUUAUGGCAUUGCAAGUUCAUGAUACUAGAUUUAAAAGUCUGUCAGCACUUCCAUUGUAAACUCCAUUUUAAUGGAUUUAUAACUUUAAUAAUCCAGAUGUAAUCAUUGGAAGUAUUUAAUAUGCAAUAGAUAGCACCUUAACUAAUCUGCAUAUGAAGGGUUUUCACAUGCAUUUAUUAAGAAGUGUAGAAGCUCUUCAAGCAUUAAACUAGAGUUGACAUCAUUUAUUUCAUUUGUUUUCUAUGUCAAAGAAUUCACUCUUAUGUGGAAUUGAAAUCUGUUACAAAUAAUACAUUUGGGCUUAUUCAUGUAGAACCUUCCAGAUGUUUUGUAUUUUGAAGUAUGAAAAGUUGCUGCAGAUCCUAGAAUGUUGUGUAUAUUUAGCAGGUAUGCAAAAGAUAUAAACAUUAUUUAUAACAGAAGAGAAAAUACUUGUCUUAUUAAAAAUACUGUAGUAACUUAUACACAUUUUUGAAGGUACAAAACUCAUAAGUAUAUUUAAAUAUUGUAUAAUGUGACACCUAUCCAAUUUGUGUAAUUUGAUGCAUGAAGGAUCAGAAUUUUUAUAUUAAAAUAAGCAUUGAUUUAUUAUAGUUGAUUAAAGUGUGUAAUCUUAAUAUAAUUGUCUAUAAUUUUAUUUACCAAUGCAUGUCUAAAAUAUUAAUAAAUUACCAAAGUACAUCA